Messenger RNA from Plectropomus leopardus (leopard coralgrouper), 6124 nucleotides. The record is from RefSeq and is a predicted model, not a curated record. Lineage: Eukaryota; Metazoa; Chordata; Actinopteri; Perciformes; Serranidae.
CCGGGCCGGCUGGCAGUGUCCCCAGUGCCGAGUUUGUCAGAGCUGCAGGCUGCAAGGGGAUGAUGGCAUGUUGCUGGUGUGUCAACGCUGCGAUAAAGUCUACCACACACACUGUCUCACACCACCUCUGGAUCACACACCGAGCACCGGCUGGAGCUGCAAGAACUGCAGGAUCUGCCGCCGCUGUGGUGUGAGGUCAUCAGGCCAGUGGGCCAAUCACCCGUUUCUGUGCAAGUCAUGUGACCCGGCCCUGCCCUGCCCAUUCUGUGACCACGCCCCCGACCUGCACACACCACAGGACUAUCUGACCUGUGUCUGCUGCUAUAGGUUUGUCCAUACAGAGUGUGUGGUCCAGGCUGGGGAGGGCAGGGCGGGGUCUGAAGACUACAUCUGCUCCACCUGCAGGCCUCAGGAGGAGGAGCCAGUCACACACACUCCACUUGUCUCCACCUCCACCACGGCCCCCCUACUCAGUCCCACGCAGGCACCACCCAGUAACACACCACCACCAAGUCCAAGUCACACAGAGGCUCCACCCAUAAGUACCACCCCUGACAGCCCAGUCCACCUCAUCUGCUCAGAGACACCACAGAGUCCCACCGAGAUCCUCCCUUCACAGCAAAGUCCUGCUCCCCCUCAUCCUGAACCUAAACCCACAGAGCUCCAACAUAGUCCUGGGCCAACCCACCCUGAACAUGAACUCAUAGCACUCCAACAUAGUCCUGCACCAUCCCACCUUGAACCUGAACCCACAGAUCUGCAACAUUGUCCUGCACCAUCCCACCCUGAACCUGAACCCACAGAUCUGCAACAUAGUCCUGCAACUUCUCACACUGAACCUGAAUCCACAGAGCUCCAACACAGUCCUGCGCCAUCCCACCCUGAACCAGCAGAUUUCCAACAUAGUCCUGCACCAUCCCACCCUGAACCAGCAGAGGUCCAACAUAGUCCUGUGCCAUCCCACCCUGAACCAGCAGAGCUCCAACAUAGUCCUACACCAUCCCACCCUGAACCUGAAUCCACAGAACUCCAACAUAGUCCAGCACCAUCCCACCUUGAUCCAGCAGAGCUCCCACAUAGUCCUGCACUAUUCCAUUCUGAACCAGCAGAGCUGCAACAUAGUCCUGCGCCAUCCCACCCAGAAACAGUAGAGCUGCAACAUAGUCCUGCGCCAUCCCACCCAGAAACAGUAGAGCUGCAACAUAGUCCUGCGCCAUCCCACCCAGAAACAGUAGAGCUGCAACAUAGUCCUGCGCCAUCCCACCCAGAAACAGUAGAGCUGCAACAUACUCCUGUACCAACCCAUUCUGAACCUGUAGAGCUGCAACAUAGUCCUGUGCCAUCCCACCCUGAAACCACAGUGCUCCAGCACAGUCCUGCUCCAUCCCAACCUGAGCCUGAACCCACAGAGCCCCAACACAGUCCUGCGCCAUCCCACCCUGGACCCUCAGAGCUCCAACACAGUCCUGCACCAUCCCACCCUGAAUGCUUAGAGCUCCAACACAGUCCUGCACCAUCCCACCCUGAACCUGCAGAGGUUCAGAAUAGUCCUGCACCAUCCCACCCCGAACCAUUAGAGCUGCAACACAGUCCUACGCCAUGCCACCCUGAACCCUCAGAGCUCCUACACAGUCCUCUACCAUCCCGCCCUGAACCAUCAGAGCUUCAACACAGUCCUGCACCUUCCCACCCUGAACCAGCAGAGUUCCAACAUAGUCCUGCAUCAUUCCAACCUGAGUCUGUAGAGAUUGAAAAAAAUCCAGAGCCAUUACACCUUGAUCCAACAGAGCUUCACCGAAGUCCUGUGUCAUCUCACCCUGAUUCCACAGAGCUCCAACAAAAUCCUUUACCAUCUCAUUCUUAUCAAAAAGAGCUCGAACAGAGUCCUGCCCUAUCUCACCCUGAUCCCUUACAGCUCUGGGGAAGUCUCUCACCAUCGCAUGUGGACACCACAGACCUCCAACAAAGUUCACCACCAUCUCACUCUGGUUCAACAGAGUGCCCCCCAUCAGUUAACUCUGAUCUCACAGAACAGCAGAAGAGCCACACCCCAUUUCAAAACUGUCCAGCAGAACUUCAGGCUCAGAGUAGUCCUUCUCAGCUAGGUUUUUUCUCUUCUAGCCCUUCCCAAAAUCCCACAGCGGAUCAGCUUUUGUCCACAGACUCUCAGCAGAGUCCAGCACAGGGUAGUCCCAGGUCUUGUAGCCAUGCACAUUCCCCACCACACUCACUGACCCAGGUAGGGCUUAGUCCUGUCCUGGUUCAGCCAGGGCCUGCAGAGCCUGAGCAAAGCCCUCUUCCAAACAGUCCUGUGCAGGACAACACAGAAAAGACACAGCUUGAAAGACCUUGUAGCUCUGCAAACAUUAUUAUCACUCAGCGUCAGCACAGUCCCCCACAAAGAUGGCAAAAUCCUAUGCCAUGUAGUCCUGCACAAGUUGGCACAUCAGCUCCACAGAGUCCCACACAGGAUGCUGAGCGUACACUGGACCAGGAGAGCCCUGGAUCAAGCAAUCCUGCUGAGCUGCAAUGUGGGCCUGCACAGGACAUUUCUACACUGGACCAGGACAUCUCACCAGUCUGCUGUAGGCCUACCCAGACAGCAAGAAGACAUGCCUCACCGAGGCCCAAAUCAGCUCCAUGUAGCCCAUCACCGUUCCCUCUCAGAACCACACAGUGUAGUCAGUCACAGCCUGCCAGCCCAGUGCAUGCUGGCUCUACACAGCCUUCUAGGCCUUCACAGCUCACCCUGCUUCCUGCUCAGCCUGCUAGACAGUCAAGAGUCACAAAGGACUGCACCCAAACCAGUUCUGCAGAGCACAGCCCAGUGCAGCUGAUUCUUCACCCCGAUGGCCAAACACUGGAAAGUAGCCCGCCCCCUUUUAGCCCUAGCUCUGACCUAUCCACAGUCCCCCCUGAUCACCAUGGCAGCAAUGGCAAACUCCCAAACAAAUGUGGUCCUGUUCAGAGUAGCAUGAUUAGCCCUGACCAAUCUAGCCCUCAACACGGUAUUGCCAUGCCCACACCAGAAAGCCUUGUUCGCCUUAGCACUUCAAUUGAACACAGUAGCCUAACUUGCUCACCUUGUGCUGAUGAAUUGGAGGAAAUUUCUUCCCCAGCUCGUUACGGAUAUCAGAGUCCUUCUUGUGAUGACCCAUUGCACUUCACAGAAGCAAUUGAGGGUAAAGCAAGCCCCGUACAUAUCCAAAACAGCUCAGCUAGUGCUUGCCCCAAACAGGCCAGUCAAAUGCCUACGAGCCCUGCCAGCUCUACUCAGGCCUGUGCUAGCUCCAUGCCAGUGGAGACUAGUCCCACCCACAUCAGUCCCGCAGCUACAGAGACCAGCACAUCAGCACAGCCAGAUAGCCCUGUGACAACAAGCACGCAACCCGUUAUAGUAUUGGCUGCAUCUGUCCAACCCAUUUCAUGUCAGGAUGAGGACACGCAGGUACAUGUCAACAAUCCUACUCAUUUUCUUCAGCCAGAAACUAGUCCCAGCCAUCCUAACUCCACUCCGGACCACAGAGUUCAUCCUAGCCCUCCUCACACUAGCCUAGUCUGCACAGAAGCUAACAGUGGGUACAGUCUGAUGGGCUCUAUGCAUGUUCAAGAGAAAACCAGUCACUUUCUUUGUAAUUUUGAAGGUACCCCCGCAAGGCGAAGUCCCACACAUUCUGGUCAGUCAAGUCCCUCACAUGUCCAAAUCGCCUGCAGUUCUUCUCCCGUACAGUUGAGCCCCCUGCCAACUACAGCAAGCUUUAGUCCUCCACACUGUCAGUCGGUCGAUACUAGCCACAGUCUGAGCCAUGGGGGCCAGACAAGAUCCCCCUCUUCUAGCAUAAUUGAUGUUAGCCACAGUCCAUCCAGGUCUAGUCCUGCUGGUCAAGCUAGUCCUGUUCACCAACAAAGCACCUCUAGCAGUACCCACUCAGGCCCAGUCCAAAGACAGACUCUCUCAUUAGCUGGCACCACACACAGCAGCCCUGCACACUCCGCUGUUGCUUGUGUUAGUCCACCUCACAGUCCAGCUCAGGCCAGUGAAGGGUAUCGUAGCCCCACAGGUAGCCCCCAUUACAGCCCAGUUCCCCACACUGGAUCCAUUUCUGGCCUGACGGUGGCACAGCUGAGCCCCACUUUGGCCAGUUCAAGUCUGGAUGUGGAAGCUGUGGCCACUUCCAUCGUGCAGACCUGUGCUCUCCCCACUGUGGCUCAGCUGGACUUUGGUCUCUGUAAACCCUCAGACAGUAUUUGGCAGAUAAGCCCUGCACAUGCUAGUUCCCUACAGCAUGACUCCCCUGCUGUCAUUCCACAACAGGUAAGCCAGUCCCCAAGUAGUCCUCACCUCACCUCUGACAGGUCUGUUGUUGAAAGCCAACUAGGCAGUGCAUCAGGAAGCCCCUGGUGUCAGAGACCAGCCACCCCUGUGGAUGCUACUUUGGCUAGUCCUGUCCAAUCUGGUCCCACUCAGGAUAAUACUGUGAUGCCUAGCACCAGACACACGGGUGAAGCGCCCGCUAGCCCCUCACCCUCUGCCCCCUCACGGGUUAGUCCCCCGCAGGCUCCACAAGCUAGCUCUGUGCACACUAGCCCAGUCUCUGGUUCUUUUUGCAGCCCCCUGCGGUCAGGGUACACACAAGUUAAUCCCAGUCCCACCAGCUCUCUGCGGGCUGAGGCCAGUCACAGUCCUGGACCUGGUAGCCCCAUCAGUUGUGAGGCUAGCCCUGGCCCCAAUUCAGUUAGUCCUGUUCUUGCCAUCCCUGGGCAGUGUGAAAUGAGUACUAGUCCUGUUCCUGUUAGUCCUGAGCAGACUGAUGCUGGUUUUAGUCCUGGUCCUACAAGUCCUGAUCAGACUGAUGCUGGUCCUGGUCCUGGUCCUACAAGUCCUGAGCAGACUGAUGCUGGUCCUAGUCCUGGAGGCCUCUCUGUUUCCAGCCCCCAGGCACACAUGACAGAGUCUGCAGCCUCUGUGGACGUCAGCAUCGCAGAGGAGGAGCAGGAGGAGCCUCACCGCACAACAAAGGAGCGUCCAGAAGAAGAGGAGCCUGCUGAGAGGACAGAGGGAGGAGGUGAGCAGCAGGAGGAGGAGCAGGAAGAGGAGGAGGAGGAUCUGCUCAGCAGCUGUCCUCCUGCAGGAGCUGCUCCUCUCUUAUCCCAACCGACCACACCACCCCAACCUCCUGCUCCUCCCAGAGCUGGCUCUGUGGAGGAGACCCCUCACAGGACAGCCUUACUCCCCUCCCUGCCUCCUCCCUCUCCUCCCCUGGAGGAGGACGACAGCCAAUCACAGUGCAGGUUUGAAGCCACCAAAGAGAAGCACCGAUCACAUGCUGAGCCUUCAGAGAAAGAGGACCAGGAGGAGCAGAAGCAUCAGGUGGAGGAGCAGAAGCAUCAGGUGGAGGAGCAGGGGCAUCAGGUGGAGGAGCAGCAGCAGCAGCAGGAGGAGCAGCAGCAGCAGCAGAAGGAGGAGGAGGAGGAGCAGCAGCAGCAGCAGGAAGAGCAGCAGCAGCAGCAGGAGAAGGAGCUGCCUCCCGGAACAUCGCAGCCAUUUGCAAUAGAUGUGGCAGCCGCGUCGGAGAUUGAACAGCCAAUGAGGGAGGGGCAGGAGGAGACGAGGGAGGGCGCUGAGCAGGAGGACCAAUCAGAUAUGGAGGAGGAGGAGCCGGUGAGCCCUGUGCUGGACCUGGACCCCUCCUUGGACGUGGAGGUGAUGGCGCUGAUGACCUCCUCCUCUCCUGCAAGCUCCACCCUUCUUCUCUGUUCCCCAAAUUCUCCUCCCACCUCCUCCCGGCGGGGCACGGCUCGCAUCCUCAGGCCUCCUCCCUGCUCCUCCAGGCCUUUGGACGACUUUGCCAUCCGUCUGAGGCAGUCCCCCUUCUCCACCGAGGCCUCCCCCGAGACCUCUCCCGCCAGAGCUCCCAUCACCCCGCCUCCUCUCUCUCCACUCUCACCUCCUCUCCGCUACUCCCCCUCCGCCAGGGAGACCCCUCCACUUACAAAGUCCGAGGUGUUCCUCCCCAUCACUGUUCUCCCUCUGACUCCUAAAAUUGGGAUGGGGAAGCCUGCAAUCUCCAAGAGGAAGUUCUCCCCCGGCAGAGUGCGGGUCAAACAGGUGCGUGACCUCUGA